GCGCGCGUCCGUAUCCGCGUGCGCUCGCGUGUUCCUGAAUGUCGCGCAUCCGCGGAUGGUGGCUCGAGGAGGAAGAGCGUGUUUACACAGACGGGCCGAAAGCCUGGGGAAUAGCGCACGGCGAGAGGAAGUGAGCCGGCUCGCUGUCUGCAUGCACCAACUUCCUGCUCAGAGAGAGAGAGAGAGAGAGAGAGAGAGAGAGAGAGAGAGAGAGAGAGAGAGAGAGAGAGAGAGAGAAAACAGUCAGGAUCCCAUUACAGUCCGACUGAGAGCUGACGAGACGGCCGACAGCAUGGAAAAACAGCGCAUUAUACGGAAUUCGUGGUAAAAAAAAAAGUGAAUAAGGACCCAGAAAGCCUCACCGUUACGCACAGAUAUGGAGAGUGCCAUCACACUGUGGCAGUUCCUGCUGCAGCUACUGCUAGACCAAAGCCAUAAGCACCUGAUUUGCUGGACGUCCAAUGAUGGCGAGUUCAAACUGCUCAAGUCCGAAGAAGUGGCCAAACUCUGGGGCCUGCGCAAGAACAAGACUAACAUGAAUUACGACAAACUUAGCAGAGCACUACGCUACUACUACGACAAGAAUAUCAUCAAGAAGGUGAUCGGCCAGAAGUUUGUUUAUAAGUUUGUUUCGUUCCCUGACAUUCUGAAAAUGGACCCUCAGGCUGUUGAGCUCGGUCGGGAAGGUGCUCAUGUUAUGUUGCAGGAGGUGGAGUCCGAUUGCGGUGAGGGGGAGGAGUCUCCGAAACUAUCCUUGUCGUCACUGAGAAGCCCCGCCUGUAGGAACGAGUAUCUUCACUCGGGUCUCUACUCAUCGUUCACCGUCAGCUCCCUCCAAAGCCCGCCUCCGCUGCUGCGUCCAAUCAAAGUGGAGAAACAGAGAGCAGAGGAGGGACCGACAGUGAUUCGGUUCGUCAAUCGAACGGACAAGAUCGUUCCCCACGACUCGUCACCUCCACCCGUUUCCUCUGAUGUCUUCUUCACAUCCAAAUCCUCUCCCUGCUCUUCCCGUAGCCCCUCCCCCUCUCAUAGUCCCGUCUACACGCUGCGGCCGGGGCGGAGCCCAGAAGCUCAUAUAGACGAAUCGGAGCAGAGCGUUCAGCCUCUGAACUUAUCGUCCAGCCACAGGGAGCGAGCUCAGAAUCAGGCCACGCCCCCCGAGAGGAGGACCAGUAGCAAUGGAUUUCCUCCCAAAGGCCGGAAACCCAAAGGGCUGGAAAUCUCCGCCCCUUCCAUACUGCUUUCAGGAAGUGACUUGGGCUCCAUCGCCCUCAAUAGCCCAGCACUACCCUCAGGGUCACUUACACCAGCAUUUUUCACUGCACAGACUCCUUCGGGUCUGCUGUUGACUCCCAGUCCUCUCCUGUCCUCCAUUCAUUUCUGGAGCAGUCUGAGUCCUGUAGCACCUCUGAGUCCCGCAAGACUCCAGGGCCACAGCUCACUCUUUCAGUUCCCCUCCCUGUUGAACGGACCCCUUCCGGUUCCUCUUCCAAAUCUGGACAGAUCUUCACCGCCAUCAUCUCUUCUCCUGUCCUCAAGCACUCAGAAAUCCUGAUUCAUGGACAGUUUUGUAUCCCUAGUUAUACUCUUACACUAAAAUAUUGAAAAGGGAAUUAUGGACCCUGAUUUAUUUUGAGCCAGACUGCACUUCGCCCCCUUGUGGUCAUCUACAACUACAGCACCCUUCGAGUUUGAUUUAGAAACUGUUGAUGGACCAGCAAACUUUUUGUUUUUUAACUCUGCGAUCCAAACUUUCUUAAAUAGAGAUUGUUAUGACAACAUGCCAAAGAACAUGAAGUAUCCUUUUAGGAGACGGUGAGUCAUUGGAAAUGCAGCCUUAGGAUCUACAGCCUCAUUUUAUUGUACACAUUAAAGCCUUGCUUUCAGGAAAUGUACUUUUGAAUGUCUCAAACAUGGACAGGCUGGACAAACUAGCACAUUCAAGCAAAGCUUCUCUUCUGUGCACCCCAAACGUUUUUAAUAUCUAACGUUUUAGGUGCUCAUAUAAUACACACUUGACGUUUCCAUACGCAGAAGUUCAACACAUUAGCAUUACAUUGUUUUUUUUAAUCUUUCUGAGGCUGUGAACUGGGUUUCUGUUUGUUUGUUUGUCUGGUAUUGUAUUGUAUAAUGUUGCAUUGUAUGCACUGUGCUUCAGAUGUAUUGCCGGCUGUGCCUUUUUUGUGUAAGGAUUGUGUAUUUGUAUUAUUUUCCUGCUUUAAAAUGUUUUGUAAUAGACGAAAUUCCAUUUCAUAUCGGAAAGAAAAGCUUUGUAAUAGCUUGUUAUUUUUUCAAUAAGGAUUUGAUUUUUAAAAAAAUGUAUUCUCCUAUUAAUUUUAUAUUAUUUUUGCUUUCUAAGAGUAAAGAAAAUGUGCCUUGUGUUUUUAAAUAAAGCAUUGAAUGCGA
Molecule: messenger RNA, 2406 nt
Organism: Misgurnus anguillicaudatus (oriental weatherfish)
Lineage: Eukaryota; Metazoa; Chordata; Actinopteri; Cypriniformes; Cobitidae
Gene: elk3
Product: ETS transcription factor ELK3
Biological process (GO): cell differentiation; regulation of transcription by RNA polymerase II
Cellular component (GO): nucleus
Molecular function (GO): sequence-specific DNA binding; DNA-binding transcription factor activity, RNA polymerase II-specific
Source: RefSeq, a predicted model, not a curated record